AUGCCGUCACAACUAUCGUCCUCAUUCGGGAAGGACACUGUCCUCAGUAUCGGCUGGUGGUGUAAGUUGUGUGGCAACGCCGCCUUCAACUGGUACUUCCAUGUAGAAGGUGGGAAUAUGCUUUCUGUUGGUCGUGCGCUGCGGUUCCGUGAAAGUGAACUUCCACCGUCGUACAAAGAUGUUGUGUCCGGUAUUCCCGGUGUGCUGUUUGUCGGUCCCGGAGCAUACGUCGAAGUGGAACACGGAGAGGAGGACAACCAAUCCGGGGAUCGUCGUCCCGAACCCCGGUUAUGUAAACCCCGUAGCGGGCGAUUUCGUAGACAUGGUAGUCGUCGUGAUCCAGCAAAUGUCAGUGUGAAUGCCACGAAUUUGGACAAUACAUCUGAGCAGGUUGCGUCAUCUAGUCAGACAAUCACGCCAAAACGAUCGGACACACCUCCACCGCCAAGCUACGAAGAUGUGAUGUCUUUGCCGGUUUUGCAUUCGGAUCAGGGCGAAUGUGUUCCCAUGGUGAAUGUGAUCACCACAAAUGUCUCGGGG
This is a messenger RNA of Echinostoma caproni, 540 nucleotides long. Lineage: Eukaryota; Metazoa; Platyhelminthes; Trematoda; Plagiorchiida; Echinostomatidae. The record is from the annotation of a GenBank genome assembly.